AGUGGAGACAAGAAUUCCUCCACCCAUAUGAUAGUUUUGAAUUGCUUUGCAUCGUAUUUACACUUGACUAUCUAUCAGGAUGAUAGAUUAGUUAUGUUCCUGUUCAAGUUCAGUCUCUGUCUGUUUAAGACUAAAACACAUAUCACAACCCAUUUGGGUACUUCCUUAUUUACAGUUGUGUAAAUCAGAGUAAGGAGUCAAGAAAAACCAUAAAUAAACAAAACUGCCCCUUACAGUCCUAUAUAUUCCUCAUUGCUCAUGGGAUAAGAUUUAAUAUGUAGCAUCUUCAAUAUUGAACGUGAGGGACUUUACAACACAGCCACCUCCAUUACAUUAUCUCUGCCACUUCCUCCUUUCCUCCUCAUCUCUUUUAGGUUCCAGCUUUGCUUGACUAAUUGCCAUUUCCAAAACAUGCCAUGUUCUCCCAAGCUUUAUACCAUUGCCUCCAUCUGUUUCACUUGCAAAACCCUAUUUAUUUUUUAAUUCUUACAUUGAUAUUAUUUUAUAUGCUAAUCUUCUUGGCCUAAGGCAAAAAGUAUCACUGCCUUAUUUAUGUUUUCUAAUACUUUCAUAACCACUAUUAUAUCACUUAAUGUGUUUUUAUAUAAUCAUUUGUUUAUAUUUAUGUUUUCCCAACUAGAUCCUUAAUUUCCUCAAGAAGUUAAUAGGCCAAUUCUAUCUUUUUCUUUAAAUUCGUGGCUUCUACAAAGCCUACCAUAAUGUUUGGUGUACAAUAAGCCCUCAAGAAAUGUCUACUAAACUAAGUUAAACGUGAUUCUAGAGAUCUGCGCGGUAGAUCAUUGGCAUCAUCCAGCUUCUCACAAGUUCGUUGCAUAUUCUUCAAAUCAACAUUUGGAACAACAAUUAGAUUACAGAGCAUAAUUUUCCUCAGUGGGUGGAGCAUUUUAACCAGUUUUGCCCAUUUUUUUUCUUGUGAUGUCAUCGGGGUUUCUUGAACAUGCAGUAAAAUUCCGCACACAGAGCAGUCCUUUGUUCUUAUCAACAUCUCACAGCCUGUGAAGCUCUCAGUGUGCCUCUGUCCUUUGCCACAAACAUGAGGUUCAAAUUCCCUCUUGUAGCCAUAGGCCUGGAAAUUUUCAUGAUUGUUUUAUUUGGAUUAUUUGUUCAGUAUGAAACGGACCAGCAUACUCAGCAGCGCAACAUCACCAAGCCAACAGACUUGGCCACAUUCCUUGUGUUAUAUCCUCUGUUCCAAGAUGUACACGUUAUGAUAUUUGUUGGGUUUGGCUUCCUCAUGACCUUCCUGAAGAAAUAUGGCUUCAGCAGUGUGGGUUUCAACCUACUCAUUGCUGCUUUGGGCCUCCAGUGGGGCACUAUUGCACAGGGGAUCCUGCACAGCCAUGGACAGAAAAUUAACAUUGGAAUCAAAAACAUGAUAAAUGCAGACUUCAGUACAGCCACAGUUCUGAUAUCUUUUGGAGCUGUCCUAGGAAAAACAAGCCCCAUCCAAAUGCUGAUCAUGACAAUUAUAGAAAUUGCUUUCUUUGCUGGCAAUGAAUAUCUGGUUGGUGAAAUAUUUAAGGCCUCUGAUAUUGGAGCAUCAAUGACAAUCCAUGCCUUUGGGGCCUACUUUGGCUUGGCUGUAGCAGGCAUCUUGUAUCGACGUGGACUGAGAAGAGGGCAUGAAAAUGAAGAGUCCGUGUACCACUCAGACUUGUUUGCAAUGAUUGGGACGCUCUUUCUAUGGAUGUUUUGGCCCAGCUUUAACUCGGCCAUUGCUGAACCUGGAGACAAACAGUACAGGGCCAUUGUAAACACGUACUUCUCUCUUGCUGCCUGUGUCCUCACAGCCUAUGCCUUCUCCAGUCUCGUGGAGCCCCGAGGCAAGCUUGACAUGGUUCACAUUCAGAAUGCCACUCUUGCUGGAGGAGUUGCCGUGGGCACCUGUGCAGAUAUGACAAUUCAUCCUUUCGGUUCUAUGGUCAUUGGGAGCAUUGCAGGAAUAGUCUCUGUCUUUGGAUACAAGUUCUUAACUCCACUUGUUACUACUAAACUGAGGAUCCAUGAUACAUGUGGGGUCCAUAACCUCCACGGCUUACCUGGCGUAAUGGGAGGCCUCGCAGGCAUUGUGGCGGUAGCAAUGGGUGCAUCCAACACGUCUACUAUGGCCAUGCAGGCGGCUGCACUGGGUUCUUCUAUCGGAACAGCAGUUGUUGGAGGUCUGAUUACAGGUUUAAUCCUAAAGUUGCCUUUCUUGGGACAACCAUCUGACCAGAACUGCUAUGAUGAUUCUGUUUAUUGGGAGGUCCCUAGGUUGACGGAACAUGACAAUCACUUCCACAGACAUGGUGACCACAGCCAGCUGGAACCUGAAGUCUAAACACCAUUCCUGCUCUCCAACUUUCUUUCCCAUUAUCUAGAAUCAAGUUCAAAUAAACAAAAAGGCAGUAACAAACGAGAGUAUGGACCAGAGUGAAAAGAUCCUAAGUCCCAAAUGGCCAGUGUAAAAAUGUCCUUAUGUCUAAUGCUGUGUCUUGCUAUUCAAUGAUUAAUUGAGGGGAUGUGACUCAUAAAACAGAUAAUCAAACAGAAUGCUUUUGGCAGUGAGUAAAUACAGAGUAAACAUAUCAGUUUCUUAAUGUAGACACUAUGUCGUCCAUACUCAAAAUUAUAAAACUGAAACCCACAAAACAAGAAUAGAUGUAAGAAAUCUAUGUAAAAAACAAAUUAAAGAAAUGAAUGUGUGUAAAGUAGUAAUAUGAUUAUUUUAGGUGGUGCUUUUUAUUUUAAAAAUGGUCUAGUUAGUAAUGUAUUCUUGCUUGAAUAUUAUUAAUUCCUUUUGCACAUUUACUAUUUGCAACAAGCUCAAAUAAUAUCUGAUCAAAGUCUAUUUUGUAUAAAAUGUUCAAUAAUUAAAUAUUGUUAUAAAAUAAAACAUUAGUCUUUGACUCU
Messenger RNA from Sapajus apella (tufted capuchin), 2913 nucleotides. It is a transcript of the gene RHAG, whose product is annotated as Rh associated glycoprotein. The record is from RefSeq and is a predicted model, not a curated record. The coding region runs from base 1055 to 2341 and encodes 428 amino acids. NCBI's taxonomy places the organism in Eukaryota, Metazoa, Chordata, Mammalia, Primates, Cebidae. Gene Ontology annotation, biological process: ammonium transmembrane transport; ammonium homeostasis. The transcript is spliced from 10 exons. Gene Ontology annotation, cellular component: plasma membrane. Gene Ontology annotation, molecular function: ammonium channel activity.